This is a messenger RNA of Petromyzon marinus (sea lamprey), 1372 nucleotides long. The record is from RefSeq and is a predicted model, not a curated record. NCBI's taxonomy places the organism in Eukaryota, Metazoa, Chordata, Hyperoartia, Petromyzontiformes, Petromyzontidae.
GGCAGCGAUGUUCAGCCUGAUCACCGUGGUCGGCAACACGCUCGUGAUGCUCUCCUUCAGGGUCAGCAGGCAGCUCAAGACGGUGAGCAACUACUUCCUGCUGAGCCUCGCCGCCGCCGACCUCAUCGUCGGCCUCUUCUCAAUGAACCUGUACACCGCUUACAUUUUGACGGGCCGCUGGGCCAUGGGCGCGGUCAUGUGCGACCUGUGGCUGACUCUGGACUACGUGGCCAGCAACGCUUCCGUCAUGAACUUGCUGGCGAUCAGCUUCGACCGGUACUUUUCCAUCACUCGACCCCUGAAGUACAAAGCCAAGCGGACCAAGAGGAGGGCCUCCAUUAUGAUCGGCCUGGCCUGGGCGGUAUCGCUCGUCCUCUGGGCGCCGGCCAUUUUGUUCUGGCAGCACAUGGUCGGCAAAAGGACGGUGCCGCAGGAUCAGUGCUACAUACAGUUUCUCUCCGAGCCCAUAAUCACGUUCGGUACAGCCAUAGCUGCCUUUUACCUGCCCAUCACCAUCAUGAUGGUUCUCUACUGGAGGAUCUACAGGGAGACACGGCGGCGAUCAAGGCAGUUUGCGACUCUGCAGGGCUCCGAGUCCAAGUCCAGAAGCCACGUGCCUACGGGGACGCGAGGAUGCUUGACCUUUCUCAAGGACGAUGAUUGCGACGACGAUUACGACGAAGAUUGCGGGUGCGCGAUCAGCUCCGACGACGACGAGCAGGAGCCUGCGAACGAGCGGGCGGACUCCUGCGCCAAGCCAGCUGCUGCAGCAACAGAUGGCAGCUCUCCGCGACCUUCCGCUCCAUCUGACGUCCCAGAUGACCCCGUGGCAGCGGCCGAUUCAGUCGCCGGCAACGGCGGCGAAACUUGCGCCGAGCCGCAGCACGCACGGAUCAGCUCGACGGUGCGAGGACGCGACCUCGGAAGAAGCAACUGCGCGACGCUUGUCGACAUGCGUAUCGAGGAGUCCCUCCUCCCACGGGACGCCGAGAGAGAAUCGCCACGUGAGGACGAGCCUGCCGCAGAUAAGAUCGUUCUGAGAGGACGAUCACACAGGGGGCGGUGCAAAGGAGGGAAGGCGCACAGCAGCACGGCGAGGAGACACUGCAGCCUGCUCGCCAGGGACAACAAGGCCGUCAGGAUCCUGUGCGCGAUAUUGCUGGCGUUCAUUGUGACGUGGACUCCGUACAACAUCAUGGUGCUCGUCUCAACGUUUUGCGACGACUGCGUGCCGAAGAAGCUGUGGCACUUGGGAUAUUGGCUUUGCUACGUCAACAGCACGGUCAACCCGAUGUGUUACGCGCUGUGCAACAUGCACUUCCGCAAGACGUUUAAAACGAUUUUGUCGUGCAAGUGGAAUGCUGUCACGUAG